AUGGAAAGAAGAAGAAAAAAGAAAAGAAGGAGAAGAAGGCCGAAGUCGUCAAAGACGAGAAGAUGGGCCAAGUCAAGGACGAGGACCUUGACUGGAUUUGGAUCGGCGGCGCAGAGGAUGCGCGGGACCGUGAGGCUCUUGAACGUGCCAACAUAA
Molecule: messenger RNA, 156 nt
Organism: Symbiodinium pilosum
Lineage: Eukaryota; Dinophyceae; Suessiales; Symbiodiniaceae
Source: the annotation of a GenBank genome assembly